Molecule: messenger RNA, 3584 nt
Organism: Danaus plexippus (monarch butterfly)
Lineage: Eukaryota; Metazoa; Arthropoda; Insecta; Lepidoptera; Nymphalidae
Gene: Klp67A
Product: kinesin-like protein KIF18A
Exons: 8
Coding region: 192-2771 (859 amino acids)
Biological process (GO): microtubule-based movement
Molecular function (GO): microtubule motor activity; ATP binding; microtubule binding
Source: RefSeq, a predicted model, not a curated record
UUUGACGGUUACGAUGCCAUUCAAAAUUUUGAACUAGUAAAACGAUUUUGUGUAGAUGUUGAUUUACUAUUUUACUUAAGUGGGGCGGAUAUAAUUGACAUAAUUGUGUCGUGUGCGUUAGUUUUAUCCGUGUUUUUGAUGUGUUUUUGAUGUUAUAAACAAAUUCUUAAUGAAAAAAGUAUUUUGUUAAAAUGGUGAAAAUCGAAAGAGGUCCUGGCUUGGGUGGUCCGAAAGGCGUUCCAACUCUUGUCCCUUCAAGAAGUGGUUCAACACAGAAUAUGGCAGCAAAUAUACGAGUGGUAGUUAGGGUGCGGCCUUUGAAUGAUAGAGAAAAGGAACAAAACAAUCGUAUUGUAGUCGAUGUUGUUGAUGAUAAAAUGUUGGUAUUCGACCCUAAAGAAGAAAUGCGACCUUUCUUCUAUCAAGGAGUCCAACAACCUAAUAAAAACUUUUUAAAACGCUCUAAUAAAGAGUUGAAAUUCGUUUUCGAUCACGUCUGUAGUCAAAAUUCUACUAACCAUGACGUAUUCGAAAUAGCCACAAAAGACAUGUUAAAUUCUUUGAUGGAGGGCUACAAUUGUUCUGUGUUUGUGUACGGGGCUACUGGCGCGGGAAAGACGUUUACUAUGAUUGGUAAUAAAGAGCACCCUGGCAUAACUUAUUUGACUAUGGAACAUCUUUUCUAUACUAUCAAUUCGUUUGAAAAAGAUAGAGAGUUUGAUAUCGGAGUCUCUUAUAUAGAAGUUUACAAUGAGAAUGUAUAUGACCUACUGAAACCGUCAAGUACUCCGCUGCAAUUGAGAGAAGAUUCAAAGUAUGGGGUGAUGGUCGCUGGGCUUACCCUUAACAACAUUAAAACAGCUAGAGAGCUAUUGAAUAUGCUUGAGAAUGGUAAUAAAAACAGAACGCAACAUCCUACCGAUGCCAACGCUGAAAGCUCUCGGAGUCAUGCGGUCUUUCAGGUGUAUGUGAAAAUGAGGUAUAAAACCAGCAGUCAAUUGAGACUCGUCAAGCUUUCAAUGAUCGAUCUAGCUGGUAGCGAACGAGCUUCGGCUACAGGCUGUGUCGGAGAGAGAUUCAAAGAAGGGGCCAAUAUCAACAAAAGUUUACUAUCACUUGGAAACUGUAUCAACAAGCUCGCUGAUGGCAGCAGCUAUAUACCAUAUAGGGACUCCAAACUAACACGUCUCCUUAAAGACAGUCUCGGAGGAAAUUGUAAGACGGUUAUGAUUGCGAAUGUAUCACCAUCCAGCAUCAGCUACGAAGACACAUACAAUACAUUGAAAUAUGCGGCCAGGGCAAACAAAAUACAACUGAGUAUCAAGAAAAAUAUAGUCGACGGUGACAUGAGGCUGUCACAAUAUGUUAAGAUAGUUGACGAGUUAAAGAAGAAGGUCAAGGAAUUGGAAGCCAAACUUUCCUUGACCAGUGUCAAAAAUGUGAAGGUGGAGCCAGGGGUAGAUAAAUCCAAAGUCCAGGAAUGCCGUUCUCGUCUCAGUUCUGCGGUGAGCGUACAUUCAUCUCUGCAGUCUUGUCUGCUAUCUCUGAUGUCUCAGGCUCGUGUUUUGACGCUUCGGCGGCGGAUGCAGUCAAGAGCCGCUCGACGUCUGGAAGGAUUCGCACAUCGCUCUUCCAACGACGCCAUGCAUCAGGUAUGCACAGAAGAUAUUCCGAGAGAGGAACGGGCCGCUGAGAAUUUUAUGAAGCAAUCUGUCUGUUUGGAUUCCAAGAUAAUGAACGCCUGGACGAAAUGGAACGAGAGCAACAAGAAGAUAAACGCUAUGUUCGAAGAAGCGGUCACUAACUAUCCAGAAUUGAGCGACUUUGUAAAGUAUCUCCAAACUGAGGUUAAACUGCAGCACUCGAACAUCAAGAGCGAGCUGAGGUGUAAACUGCUCGCCAUCGAGGCUAAGGAAAAUAACGUAAACACGAAAUAUAUGAGCAACAUGCCCCACCUGUUGAAGAAGUUGUAUCUCACGCUGAAGGGAUACGACAAAGCGCCGCCCGCGCUCACCGCCGAGUACCUAGAUGUCAUGAAGAAAGCCAAGUCCGCCAAAGGCAUCUCCUGGUCGGGUGACUCGGACACCGACCCUUACUUCAAAUUCGUAUCCAAUCUAGAUUUGGACAAGCCUGCGACCAUAUUGGACUAUAUGGACGACAAAGACGACUUGAAUUCUUCGGUUGACGCAACUGACUGUGAAGACGCGACGGACAUCGAAAACGUUGAGCCGAAACGUAGAGGAACGCCCUUGAAACUGGCCAACGACGAAACUAUAGUCAUUAACGACUCCUUUGAUAGCUCGGACGUCGCCAAAAACGUGAACCCAGCUAAGAAAAUCAAACGGGAGGUUCAUCCGGUUAUAGAUUUGGAGAAUUAUGCUCCCUUAGACGCUAACGAACUGAAUUCUACAUUCGUGCUGGCUGGCAAACAUGAAGCCUGGCAGACGGCGCCCGCGAAGAACGAGAAGGAGGUGCAGCCGGCGAAGAAGGGACUGUUCGAUAGGACGAACACUAUACAGAGGACUAUAGUGUUCAAUGACAACAGAGUGAAAACAGCGAAGCCGGUAGUUGGUAAAGCUCUUCGUGUAGUGAGGACGGGUUUCGGUUCAGGUGUGGCGAGAGAUGGCACACCUCUGGAUCGACAGAGAAACAUACAAGAUGUGUCGAAGAGGGGCGUUGUGAGUGAGAGGUCAGUUGGUUUUAAAGCUGUACGUGCGAGGGACCGAGUCAACGCGCAUCCCUACACCAGACCCAACAACGGCAGGAAGUGAUGCUGCAAGAAAAUAUAGCAGUACUGUUUAAGUGUACGGGCUUCAGUGAUGAAAAUUAUUGAAUAAUUUUCUAUGACGUCCGUCUGACUUGUUAUAAUUGAAUUAAUAUAAUGUACCGCUGUCAUUAGAUUCACAUGUACUGUGUAGUUAUUCUAACGAAUAACCAAUGUAUUGACAAAAAAUAUAUAUCUUUGAUGUUUAUAACUUGAACAACCCAGUCCUGACAUUGAAUGCGGGCUGGGUGACCACACUGAGAAUUUAUAAUAAUAUAAUAAAAACGAAGAUAGUUUUAAAUCUAUUAUAUAAUUUGAAACAUAGUUUUUUUCAAACCAAACUAUGAUGUCAUGGGGUCCGAGAAGUUUUUAUAUAUUGAGUAUAGAUAAUAAAUAGUUUAAAUAAUGCAUCAAACACAAUAUUAUAUGAAUACUCAAUAGAAAUUCUUUAUUAAUACUAACAAAGCCUGCGUUUAGGAAAUUAAUGUACAUCAGAACGGGAUUUCUAAUAUUAAGUAUUUAAUUGAAAAAUAUUAUCUACCACACAAAUUCUGAGUAAUGAAAGCUUUAAUACUAUUAACAUAACGUUGUGUCCGACUGAAUAAAUAUUGAUUCAUGUUCGUUUCAUUGAUGAUAGAAUUAAUGUAUGUCCGUGUGUAACUGUGAUGAUUGGUGUGUGCUGAUUAUUGUUAAGAAUGUAUUUUAUAUGUGGCUUGUGUUUUUACCGUGUAAUGUAUAUAUGUUGUGUGAUUUAUUGAUUGUACAUCUAUUAUAUUCGACCGCUUUUGUUGUAACUUUAAAUAUAGAUUAAAUGAUGAUG